Mya arenaria is the source of this 2775-nucleotide messenger RNA. RefSeq names its product beta-3 adrenergic receptor-like. NCBI's taxonomy places the organism in Eukaryota, Metazoa, Mollusca, Bivalvia, Myida, Myidae. Gene Ontology annotation, biological process: G protein-coupled receptor signaling pathway. The record is from RefSeq and is a predicted model, not a curated record. The transcript is spliced from 2 exons. The coding region runs from base 431 to 1906 and encodes 491 amino acids. Gene Ontology annotation, molecular function: G protein-coupled receptor activity. Gene Ontology annotation, cellular component: membrane.
UACGUUCUUACGUUACAUUUGACGUUAAUUUACAAAGCGAUCGUUUAAAACAGUGAAUAUCGAGUAAGUGAUUUUCUUUAUUUAAAGAGGAAAACAAAUAUCGUUUAUACGUGUCUUAACUAUCAGUAAUAAAGUCAAUUUUAACUGAUACAGACGAGUAAAUACACUCUAGUUGUUUUUGCGAAAAAGUAACAUUUUCAUCGUAAAAGUAUCACAAAACAACGAUAUUCGCUGAAAUAUAUUAUUGACAAAAACAGAGAGGACAAAUAUUUUUAUUCUUGAGAUGACAAACAAUAAGUGAUCAAGAACAUAAUUAUUAUUCAGAAGGAUAGUAGCCGUUUACGUCUGUCGGAUUACGUACAGUUGUGAAAAGGUCACGUUACGACAACAAGCCUUACGCACGAACAUUACAUCACCGUCAGAUACAAAAAUGCACAACGACAGCAUAGGAGAGGUGCCACAUUGUCACGAGUGUGACGAGAUGACCAGGAUCGAUGGAAUAAAUUGGUUUCCAGGACUUUUUGCCAAAAUCGUAUCGCUGACAACGCUUUCUGUAUUGACAACAACAGCAAACAUUGUGUUACUGUACGUUAGUUGUCAGACAAAGUCUCUGGUAGCCAACACCAAAGUCUUCUUCGCAAGCCUCUGUAUCGCGCACUUGAUCGGAAGCCUGGUGGUCAUCCCAUUCUGGAUUGUAACAAGCCUUUCCCCGGAUUUCGCUCAGAAUUCCAACAUGUUCUGCCAAUUCGCUUCGUUUUUCUGGAUUCUCAUGAUCUUAGCGUCAUUCUAUUCGCUCUCAGCGCUUUCAUUGGACAGAUUCUUUAUCAUUUCAAACCCUAUGCGGUACCCCGUGAGAGCGACAACUCAUCGAAAGCUGGCUGUGGUAGCGCUGUUGUGGCUUAUCUGUAUUCUCGUCGCCGCAGCGCCAGUGAUCGGAUGGGGAGAUUAUACCUUCAUGCCCGAUGCUAUUCCUUUGUGUGGACUGGAUAUGAAGGGAUCCUUGCCAUUUACAGUAUUUCUUAUCUCUGCUGGAUUUGGACUACCUAUUGUAGUGGACAUUUUCUGUUGUGGUCGAAUAAUUUCGAUUGCCCGCAAACAAUCACGUUCAAUGGACUCAAGAAAGAGUUCAGACGGUUCGUCUUCGUCAACGUCAAGCAUCAGCUCGUCGGGGUCCGUCUUGCAACCGUCGGCGAAGCUCAGCAAACUGAAGCAGAAACUCAACUCGCUUAGACUUGUAUUCGCAGGCACAGGAAGCUUUCUGGUAUGUUGGUUGCCCUACCUGUGUGCCCAUAUCUGGAUGACCACUGUUCGCAACAUCAGCCAUGCCGAGGAGUCCAUGCCCUAUAUUCUGGAGUUCGUCGUCAUGUGCGUGGCACUCCUCAAUGGCCUCAUUAACCCUGUCGUCCUCAUGCUGAGCAACCGAGACCACAGGCGUGAAAUCCGCACCGUGCUCUCCCGUCGGUUCGGGAUCCUCGGAUCUUCGAGUGAGGAUACGUGGGAGCCUGAUACCGACUCCCUGUCACUCCAAACCAGGAGAAUUCAACAAAGAACGUCCAGCUUGUCACAGACCUUUCAUACUCUUCAGGAAAUAAAGAUAGAUGUUUCGCUCCGGCCAGCUGAGGAUCAGCAACUCAGGAAGAAAGAUAGUAGUUCUACAAUAGAUUCAAACGAAGGGCAGUCACAAUCUGAAGUUCUGGACUUAAGCAAAUUGCAACCUAGUGUUGCUGCAAAUAAGCAAGAAGUAAAAAGACUUAUGUCUCAGUCAAGUAUAAGCAGCAUAGACAAUGAUCAAACGGUACAAGUGAAGGUGGAAUACCAUGUUUCAAUGGACAAAUUUGAAAAACUACGGAGAAGUUCAGUGGAACCUAACAACAACAUUGAAGACCCGGGUAUCGUUAUCAAAUGAGAGAUACGGGUAGACCUAUCGGAUCAAAUUCCUAAUGUGUUUCGAAAAAGACGCGAUCAGACAUUUCAAGCGGUCGGACCGCAAGCAAGCCCUAGAGAAGACGUCCAUCGUUCAAGGUUUUCGGUCAGGCAGAAGUGUGGUGGAAGGGAGGAGUGGAGAAGCUGAUACCUGGAGUUAACACACCUGGCAAACCUGGCCGUGUGGAAAAAUGUAUGGAAAAUUUUCGUACUGGUCGGUGUUAGAGGAAGGAAGUAAAACUGUCUCGCGCAGUUUGUAAUAAAGGUUGAUGUAUCCAUAGGGAGGACAUGGUCGUAACGUGAUCACUAGCGGACACAGAGGAUGGGGGAAAUAAGUUCGCACCCACUUAAAUUGUCCCUUUCAUGUCAAAAUUGUAAAAAAACAUUAUGCAUAAAUUAGACCAAAAUGCACCAUCAAAGAUUAAAAAUAGCAAGUGUUCGUGAGGGAGAGAACGUAAACCUCUCUUAAGAAGAGCUUAUUUGGUGGUUCCUGGGUAAGGAUGCGCACGCCCCAUUGUGCGCCCAAUAAAGUGCGCCCCCACUUACGCCAAAUCCUUGAACCGCCCCUUGUGAUUGAUCUUGUUGCAUUUGCUUGUAGUUACAACGCCACGUUAUGGCCAUUAACAGGUUGACGUUAUUAUUACCAACAUGAAAUAAGCUGUUUUGAAAUCAUGUCGUAAAUGCUGUUGAACUUCAUGCACUACAAAAUUCAACUUGUAGCUUGAUUGGAAGUUAAAGUAAAAUGUAAUUAUUGACUUGGAUUUGUGAUCUAGUAACUUAACCUCUUGCCUAUUACUCAUGAACCUCGCCUGUGAUUUGUGUUGCAAUUAUGUCCCUACUUUCUGUGAUAUG